This is a messenger RNA of Platichthys flesus (European flounder), 5676 nucleotides long. RefSeq names its product solute carrier family 38 member 4 (gene slc38a4). The transcript is spliced from 16 exons. Gene Ontology annotation, biological process: amino acid transmembrane transport. Gene Ontology annotation, molecular function: amino acid transmembrane transporter activity. Bases 452 to 2095 code for a protein of 547 amino acids. The record is from RefSeq and is a predicted model, not a curated record. NCBI's taxonomy places the organism in Eukaryota, Metazoa, Chordata, Actinopteri, Pleuronectiformes, Pleuronectidae.
UCUAUCUAUCUAUCUAUCUAUAAAUCUGUCUCUAUCUGUGGUUGGGGCCCCUGCUGUGGCCCUCUUGUUCCUCUCUGAAGAGGCAGACAUGUUUUUGUGCAUGUGUGUAUUGAGGAGGUUACGGCCCUGCUAAAAGGCGGGGCCUGUUCGAACAGUGUGUGUCCCCAUUGGCCGACAGAGGCCCUCCCUCCUCUCUUUUAAAAGCCUGUAUUUUCACCUGAGUUACAAAAGAGCUGCUGCUCCUCACCCAUCCACUGUUGUCUGUCUCUCUUCUUAAAGAACACAUUUCUUGGAAAACAAGAAAAGGAGCUCUCAGAAUCUCUUUAAGGAAACUUUCAGUGAGUAUAAAAUUCUAUCAGAAAUUGAGGAAGAAACGUAUCAGUCCCGCGUGAAGCCCUGAGACCUCGAAAACCGAACAUUUCUCCGCCCCCUCAUCUCACUGUGCGCCACCAUGCCGGGAGUCGUGGAUCGUAUGGAGCUGAGCAAAGUCUCCACGGAGGCUGAUGACGACAGCAACGACAGCCUGGACGACCGCUACACAGAGCCCAUUGACGCCGAGAAGGCCACCAUCGACAGUCACUUUAUGGAUGACAAUGAUGACGCAGAAAGCCAGAAGUUCCUGUCGAAUGGGCUGAUGAAGAAGAAGAAGUAUGAAGAAUACCAUGAAGAAUAUCAUCCUGGCCACACAUCCUUCGGGAUGUCUGUCUUUAACCUGAGCAACGCCAUCAUGGGCAGCGGCAUCCUGGGCCUGUCCUUCGCCAUGGCAAACACGGGCAUCAUUCUCUUUUCACUCCUCCUCUUCGCCGUGGCCACCCUCUCCUUGUAUUCUGUUCACCUGCUCCUCGUGACGGCAAAAGAAGGAGGAUCUCUCAUCUAUGAAAAGCUCGGGGAGAGAGCAUUCGGUUGGCCCGGCAAAAUGGCAGCAUUCAUAUCGAUAACCAUGCAGAACAUUGGAGCCAUUUCCAGCUACCUCUUUAUUGUGAAGUAUGAGCUGCCCGAGGUCAUCAGAGCCUUCUUGGGCUUAGAAGAAAUAUCUGGUGAAUGGUACUUGAAUGGAAACUACCUGGUGGUGUUUGUGUCCAUCGGAAUCAUUCUGCCUUUGUCUCUCCUGAAAAAUCUGGGAUACCUGGGCUACACCAGUGGGUUCUCGCUCUGCUGCAUGGUCUUCUUCCUGUGCGUGAUGAUCUACAAAAAGACGCAGCUGCCCUGCCCUCUUCCUUUCUUCGCCCACCACUCGGCCAACCUCUCCAUGAACGCCUCGGACGCGUCGGGGCUCUACCUGCUACAGAACCACUCGCUGCAAAUGGAUUUCUCCCGAGCCGACAUGUCGCCGGCGGUCAAGGGCGGCCACGACGCCCACCUCUCCACCGGUGUGCACGUUGAGCCCCACCCUGACGACGAGGAGAUGUGCACGCCCAAGUACUUUGUCUUCAACUCUCAGACGGCGUACACCGUGCCAAUCCUGGCCUUUGCCUUCGUGUGCCACCCGGAGGUCCUGCCCAUCUACAGUGAGCUGAAAGAUCGCAGCAGGAAGAAGAUGCAGAACGUUUCCAACCUGUCCAUCUUGGCCAUGCUCGUCAUGUACAUGUUAUCGGCGCUGUUUGGCUACCUCACCUUCUACGGGAACGUGGAGGCAGAGUUGCUCCACACCUUCACCAAGGUGUAUAAGUUCGACACCAUGUUGCUGCUGGUGCGUCUGGCCGUUCUCACCGCCGUCACCCUCACUGUGCCCAUCGUGCUCUUCCCUAUCCGCUCCUCCAUCACCACAUUGCUAUUCAGCGGUCGAGAGUUCAGCUGGACUCGCCACAUGCUUAUCGCCGCGGCAAUUCUGGCCUUCAACAACCUGCUGGUGAUCUUCGUCCCGACCAUCAGAGACAUCUUCGGCUUCAUCGGUUCUUCUGCAGCGACUAUGCUCAUCUUUAUCCUACCUGCUGCCUUUUACAUCCGCCUGGUCAAAUCAGUGCCAUUCCGCUCCCCGCAGAAGAUCGGGGCGAGCGUCUUCCUGGUCGUGGGAAUCAUCUUCAUGAUUGGCAGCUUGACACUCAUUGUCCUCGACUGGACCCACAACCCCCCAGGCUCCAACAGCGGUCACUAAGCCCCUCUGCCACCCUCCUCAGAUCCAGGUGUGCAGCAAUGCCCCGAGCAGCACCACCACCAACAACACAACCCAAAUCUAGUUCUCCCACAGCCUCAGCUGCUCCCACAUCUGGGGAUGGGGUUCUUCAGAGGCUCCCUGCAUUAGAUCUUUAAAAUCAAUCUUAGAACCUCAACAUAAAGACAAAGAUUUGCUGCACUGGGUUAAGACAUCUUCAGUUUUUGCUCCAGAGAAUAUCACUGGAGUGACUUUUUUUUAGCUUGGUUUAUUGUUUUUUGUCUUGUAGGGUUUUUAUUCUUUGUUGCUGUGAAGCUCUGGAUGUGACACGAUCAAGAGAAUCCAAACUCAGAGAGGGAGGGGCAGACCCUGGUUUAACCUGCAAGUAAGCCAUCCUGAAAUCAUCAUCUUCAUCAUCAUACCUUCAUCAUCAUCACCAUUACCUCCAGCUAUGAAGAGACAGAACAAACACACAUUGUGUAGCAAUCACCUACAGAUCUGUGAACUGCAAUUUGCAUGGCUGGAAAGACAAUGCGAGUCCCUCAGUGCUCUGUGCACCUGAAGGUGAAGUGUGUUGUCCUCCAUGAAACAAGGAGCACUUAGCGCUAGCAUUACACUUCACUUGGUGUGUAGAGCUAACACACAUUUGCGCACGCAUAUGCACAUAUGUAAACAUAUUGAAACACUACAGCUGUUAUCCAUGCGGAAAAGAAAUCAAUCAAAGCUGUCGGCUGAUCUUUAAGCAACGGUUAAUCUGUGACUUCAUGUAGUCAUGUAGAACUUUUAUUCUGGAAAUCUUGGUUUAAUUUGCUAACCAUCAGAAGCUUUGCCAAAGUCAACAUGCACAUACAGCUUGAGGUGAUCGGGCUCACACUAGAGUUUCCCGUCUCCACAGCGUCCUCGUCAGCUGUUGUCUUCCCGGCUGCCCACACACAGCCUGAGGAGGCUUUCGCUAUUACUGUCACACCUGAACACGCUAAGUAUGAAUGUACAUAAGUUAGGUUAGCUACUUGAAAUUAAAUAGUGUUGUACAUAAUAUCUUACUUGACCUCAUACGGCUCUUUGCCUUUCACGUUUAAUGAAGUUGAAUUAGCCUUUUGAACUCACAUAUACACCCACUGGAAUAAUAUAUGAGGCACUUGACAGUGCUGUACAAGUAUCUAAUAUGUAUAAAAUCCAUUUUAAAGUUUCAAGUUUAGAUAAGAACAAUUGGGCAUUUUAAAUAUGAUUUCAAAUCAACCAGCAGAGUUAAACUGGAAGGCUAAUUUUAAAAUCACAUGUCAAUUUAAGAUACCUUACUAGUCGCAUGCUAGUCACAAAUGUCAUUCAAGAAUAUCGUGUAAGGCCUUACUUUCUUUUGUAACGUCAUUAUGUGCCUAUUAAGCUUAAAAAUAAUGAAUAUUUAGGAAAAUACUGUUAUUUGUUUUUCUUCUUUACCAAAGUUAGCUUCAAAUUUCGCAUACAGACAUGAGAGUGACUUAAAUUUUCUUAUCUUCAACUUGUCAAAAAUUAGAAAAAGUUUUCUAUACCCCGCAAAAUGUCCAAGUUUUCCUAUUUGGAGUCGUGAUUUGGUAUUAAACGAUAUCUCACACUUCAAGACACUUGGACGGAGAAGCCGACUACAGUACUGAUACCAACUGUUCAUGCAGAGGAUGUGACCGAUGUAUGCAAGACAGUAAACCAAGCUCAAAACUAUGCUUAUUUUCUAACGCUAGACUCAAAUUAUGAAAUCUGUGUCUUUAAAUGGUUGUGUUUCCCUUUAUCAGGGAACAGGUUUUUGUUAGUGUUACUGUUCCAGUAAUUGAGACAUGUUUUUGAGCACUUGAAGCAGAGCACACAGGUCACUUUGUCUGUCUUGUUCACAAGAAGGACGCUCAGUCAUUAAGCUCAUUGGAAUGAAAAUCAGGUAGUUACAUAGUUUCAGUAUUCACUCUGCCGUUGCACACACGUUUUAGAUUAACUGACAUAUUUUAUCAAAACUUUGAAUCAGAUUAGAGGAUAAUUCUCUUUUUAUGUAUCCGUUUCUUUAACUGGGGCCUUUGGUAGAAUCAAUGACAGCGACAUCAACAACCCAGAUUUGUUAAUUUCACUUUUCCUCCUGUGCCGUUAGGUGUCAUGAACACAUCCAGCCAAAGUGGACAACAUUUAUAGAUCCCUUGCGGAUCUAUGUACAUGAAACAAAUAGAUAUUUCAAAUGAAAUAGUGUAUUACGUGCAUGUUUUUGGAUUACAAACAUGGUCUUUUUGGACAAUUGUAUAUGCUCUGUAAAUAAUCUUUAUUUUAUGGUACACUUACACUCAUUGUGAGUAGGUUGUUGGGGGAUUCUGCCUUACAAGUCUUCUGCAAUGCAGUGUUUUUUUAGUAUAUAUAUAAAUACAUAUAACUUGUAUUAGAUGUUUUUCUUGCUGUAUAACUGUAGUUUUUUUCCCUCUUUUUUGAAGCUUGUAUAUUUGUAGAAAAUGUUGGUCUCUCAAUAUAUCCAUUGUUAUGUUUAAAGGUUAACUUGUCAUAUUAGGAUGAUCAAUCCAUUAACCGCCGGUUUCAUAACAGUUAAUAACUUGGUUUUCUCAGAAAUCUCGGAAACACCAGGUCUCUGUCGCUGACUGGGCCCUGCUAAGCACCAAUGUGUUUGAAGCCAAGCCACAAGCAAGAAGUGUUGAUGUUUUGCCCACACAUCAAGAAGGUUCUAACUGUAUACAACAUUUUGAUAAUUUGUAAUAAUAGUAAGAGGUUUUUUUGUUAUUUAUCAAAUGACACCUAAUAGCAUGCAUGCUCAUAUGUGGUCGUACAUCGAUGCUAACGUAUAGCUGUAUAUCAUAGGGCGGAACAGAACUAACAACAACCUUCCUUUUGCGAGCUCUGAAACUCAGUCGUAGGUCUGACAUUACUGUGGCUUACAAUCUUUUUCACUACUGUUUAAAACAUCCGCUCUUGGUGAGGUGUUAUUUAUAACAUCAUAUUUUGUGAUGUUACCUUGAACUGAAUCUUUUCACGGAAUCAUAAAGUCCACUCUCAGUAUCUUCUAUGAAUGUUCAACAAUGGAUUGUACUCGGUUUGAAAGCCCAGUGUACUCGGCCUGUGUUGGAGGUGUGUGUCUUCCUCAAGUUCGGGUUUCAUCUUUUCAAAAAGCAGGUUUUUAACAGAAUGCUCCCGGCACUACACCUCUACCCCCUUUUAGCAUCUCAGGUAUUCAGUCUUGAUGAAUUCUCUCAUCUUACUUUUGGAUAGAUUAAAGUCUCUUCACCUCUUUUGCAUGAUUGAGCCGAUACGUACAAUGCUGUUGUAUAUUGAGCUGGCCGAGAAGCACAGUUGUCAUGUGGAUUUGUAAAUGUCAGACAAGUUCCCAGCUAACGUUGACAGUGUUUCGAGACUAGUUGUACAGAACCACCUGCCUUAUUUUUCUAUGGACCCUCAGCCGUGGACAAGCACGGGCUCAAUGUUUCUGCUGAUCACUGUGUGUCUGCUUCCUGUGGAUCAGGCCGCACAGUCAGAUGUGUAAUUUGACCCAAACAACGGGGGUGUUUGUUUUUUAUCAGUGAUGCUGUUUCAUUAUUGAUGACCAAUAAAAAAAUGUGAAAUGAAAA